GAAAGGUCGGGUGCCCAAUGGUGACAAAUCUGAUUCGUUGACAUUUUUUUACUUGCGCCUGGCAGGAUCAUGCUUUGUUGGAUCAUGUAUCCAGUCAAUAGGGUUAUUUGUCGAAGCCGUCGAUGAUCCAUGAGCAGUUUUAAAUAUUUUUUUCAGAUAUUUAUACUUUUCAUAUAAUGUGCCAUCAUCGUCUAUUGCCUUGACCUUCUUUUUCAAAGGAAAAUAUUCCUGAAAAUCGUCGGAUUCCAGCAGCCAAUAUUCGAGGAAAAUGCAACCAACCGUAUUGCAAAUGCAUAAUUUAGUUACGCCUUAUAACCUAUGGCGAUGCAUUUCUUCAAGCAAUGUUUCAUAUAACAUUUCAAGGGAAGGCAGAUUUUUGAGGAAGAUGAUGAAUGGUAAUAAGAAAAAGUAAAAAAUUCUUCAAUAGUGCUGGUACGGCAGCUCAGCCUGUUACUAUGACAGUCAAUAAAAUCGUGCCAACACACAGGACUCGCAGAACAGAAGUACUCAAUAAACUGUUUAUGAAACACAUAACCGACUUAAUGGCAACAGGGGAAGUAGCACCCCAGCUAUUAGGUCGAGGCAUAGAUAUUUCUCACGUCAGUGUUACGUCUGAUUUCAAACAUCUGAACGUCUUUUGGCACAGUAAAAAUCAUAAAACAGGUGAUGAAUCCACAGAAAGUGUCCUUCGUAGAUGUGGAGGACAUCUUCAGCACGAAUUGUCUCAACUUCGGGUAAUAGGCGUCGUUCCGACAAUUAGAUUUGUUAAAAACAAGCAUUUGUCUGUAGUGAAUGCAGUAGAAAACCGACUAUCGUCAAUCGAUUUUGGCGAAGAGUUUAUACCCUCUACUCAUAUCAUUAAAAGCGAUGAGCCAGUUAUAUUCACCAAACUUUCAUCUGUUACUAAAUCGGAAAUUAUUGAUUUGAACAUAACAAACCGAAGCGAAGACAAGGUCCUUGGGGUUAAUCUUCCGGAAAUGAGACAUGAUGUCUUUGGUUUAGAUCGUUAUACGAUGAUCAAGAAGGUUCAAACAUCUGUAAGCAAGAUACAAGUUUCAAUGCAAAAUCGGACUACACUUACUUCUAUAACCGAACUUAGAGAAAAAUCAUUGUUUCCUGAGAAACAAUUAUCGAGCACUGAAAGACGAGAAUUAUUUACACAGUUUUUGAAGCAACGUCAAAUUCAAAAGAAACGGAAACUCGAUUCUGGCAUUGAGAGGCAUGACUCUCUGGAAGAAAGCGAUAAUUUGUACGAUGUGGAAAACUGCAGUACGAGAGAAGAAGAACAAGACGAACAUUUCGAAAUAGAGGACGAGAACUUAGGACAGUGGAAAUAAAAAUUAACUCCAUUAUAAUGAACAAAUUGUUAUUAACAAGAAAGCAAAAAUAUCUUCACUUCGAGUGUACAUAAAUAUAAUACUUAAAUAAUAAAAAGUAUAUAUAUAACAAUCACAA
Messenger RNA from Belonocnema kinseyi, 1455 nucleotides. RefSeq lists its product as uncharacterized. The coding region runs from base 393 to 1337 and encodes 314 amino acids. NCBI's taxonomy places the organism in Eukaryota, Metazoa, Arthropoda, Insecta, Hymenoptera, Cynipidae. The transcript has 4 exons. Gene Ontology annotation, biological process: rRNA processing. The record is from RefSeq and is a predicted model, not a curated record.